GAUUUUGCAAAGGGUCUAAAUUAAGCAUCCCAAGUUUUGUUUUCUCUGGCCAUUGGACUUAAAGUUAUUCAUAAAAACUACAAGUCCCAGCAGACAUCUCGCCCACGACUUGAGAAGACCGGCCUUCCCCGGGCACAAUGAACGCUGGGAUUCGUAGUCCAGUGGCAAAAUCAAAGAGGGACGCGCACUACCGGCAUAGAUGACAGAGGAGGGAAUUACUACCAUUGUGACCAAUAGACAGUGCACGCCGGCUAUGAGUGGCAGGUGCCAAACCAAUGGCCAGUCCGGUCAUCCUGAGUGACGUGAGCUGGAGCCUACGGGCGGCUCGUGGGGCGGUACGGCGCGCGGCGGCCGUAGUGCGAACCAUGGGAGGCGGCUGGUGGUGGGCUCGGGUCGCCCGCCUGGCCCGUCUCCGCUUCCGGAGGUCGCUGCUGCCGCCCCAGCGGCCCCGGAGCGGGGGCGCCCGGGGGUCCUUCGCCCCCGGCCAGGGCCUCCGCGCCGGGGCUUCGCCGCCCCCGGUGUCCGAGCUCGAUCGCGCGGACGCUUGGCUCCUGCGGAAGGCACACGAGACAGCCUUCCUUUCCUGGUUCCGCAAUGGCCUCCUGGCAUCGGGCAUCGGCGUCAUCUCCUUCAUGCAGAGCGACAUGGGGCGGGAAGCUGCCUAUGGCUUCUUCCUGCUGGGCGGCCUGUGCGUGGUGUGGGGCGGCGCCUCGUACGCCGUGGGCCUGGCGGCGCUGCGGGGCCCCAUGCAGCUGACGCUGGGGGGCGCGGCCGCGGGCGUGGGCGCCGUGCUGGCCGCCAGCCUGCUCUGGGCCUGCGCCGUCGGCCUGUACAUGGGCCAGCUCGAGCUGGACGUGGAGCUGGUGCCCGAGGACGACGGGACGGCCACCGCAGAGGGCCCGGACGAGGCGGGCCGGCCGCCGCACGAGUGAGGAGGGGACAUUAAAGCUGAGCCUUGCUCGGGGCA
Messenger RNA from Microcebus murinus (gray mouse lemur), 967 nucleotides. RefSeq names its product transmembrane protein 160 (gene TMEM160). The record is from RefSeq and is a predicted model, not a curated record. Lineage: Eukaryota; Metazoa; Chordata; Mammalia; Primates; Cheirogaleidae.